AUGCCGAACUUAUUGUAUAUCCGCCCCUGCGACACCGAAGAAGUAGCCGGCGCAUUCAUCACCGCUCUCAAUGCUACCUCCACUCCUACCUUGCUCUCCUUGUCGCGCCAGAACCUCACUCAGUUCCCACAGUACUCCUCUCGGGAAGGUGUCCAGAAGGGCGCACACGUCUUCAUCGAACGAGACGACGCCGACGUGACUAUCAUCGGUGUCGGCUCCGAGAUGGGCUUCGCAAUGCAAACCACGGAGGCUCUUGAACGGGACUACAACAUUAAAGCCAGAAUCGUCAGUUUUCCUUGCCAGAGACUGUUCGACCAACAAAGCAAACAGUACAAAGAGAGUGUGCUCCGCCAUAAGAGCAAAACACCGAUUGUGGUUAUCGAGGCAUACGUGGCUUACGGGUGGGAACGCUAUGCCGAUGCGAGCAUUAGUAUGAGCAGUUUUGGCAAGAGUUUACCAGGUGCUGAUGCGUAUAAGCAUUUUGGAUUUGAGCCUCCGGUCAUGGCUGAGAAGAUUAGAGGUCUUGUGGAGGAGGUUCGGCAAGAAGGGAUUGAGUCGUUGAAGGGUGAUUUCAGGGAUUUAAAUGGAACUUUGGGCUAUGGCUUUGAACACUGA
Messenger RNA from Cadophora gregata, 615 nucleotides. RefSeq lists its product as uncharacterized. The transcript has a single exon. Gene Ontology annotation, molecular function: transketolase activity. NCBI's taxonomy places the organism in Eukaryota, Fungi, Ascomycota, Leotiomycetes, Helotiales, Ploettnerulaceae. Bases 1 to 615 code for a protein of 204 amino acids. Gene Ontology annotation, cellular component: cytosol. Gene Ontology annotation, biological process: pentose-phosphate shunt. The record is from RefSeq and is a predicted model, not a curated record.